Messenger RNA from Phragmites australis (common reed), 759 nucleotides. RefSeq lists its product as uncharacterized. Bases 159 to 605 code for a protein of 148 amino acids. Lineage: Eukaryota; Viridiplantae; Streptophyta; Magnoliopsida; Poales; Poaceae. The transcript has a single exon. The record is from RefSeq and is a predicted model, not a curated record.
UCGCUAGAAGCGCAAAAGCUCAAAACCACUCCACCAUUUUUUUUACAGAAAGGCUCCGCACCUAAUUCUCCAAGCGACGUUUGCCAUCAUUGUUCGCGCAUCAGCCGGGCCGCGUGCAAGCGCAUUCUUUUGCUGUUCUGACACGAGCGUUUCGAGGGAUGAGCCGAGGGGGCAAGCUGCGGUGGCUGUGGAGGGCGCCGGCGCGGGCGCUGGGCCGGGCGUGCGACCUGUACGUGCGGGGGCUGACGGGGUGCGCGCGCUACGUGCCCGCCGACGCCGCGUUCGGGUACCCGGUGUUCGUGCCGGCGUCGCUGUCCAGAAGCCACAGCGUCGCUGGCUCCGACUCGGCCGCCGAGGAGGACCUCCGCGAGCUCGUUCGAGCUGCGUCGCAGAGGCGCGUCGAGCAGCGGGAGCGGGAGCUGCAGGCCGUGGCGAGGAGCCAGAGCAUGGCCGCCGCGCUCUCCAUGGCGCGGAUCGACGAGGACGCGCCGUGCGAGUUCGGCGGCGCCGGCGCCGGCGAGCUGUACCCGAGGAGCCAGAGCUGCGUCGGUGGGGACGCGGGGAGGAGGGCCCGCGGUCACCGGAAGGUGGCGGCGCUGGGCUGAUCGAGCUGCUAGCUGCUGCCCGGCCGGCGGUGCCAGUGUGUGUGAUCGUGUCGCAGUGUCUUUUGGUGUCUAGUGUGAUCGUGUCAAUACUAAAAAUGGUUGAAUAUAUUCGCGAUCUAUUGAAUAUAGCAUCAAGUUUGUUGUUGGAUUGCCA